CCAGCCCAGGGGUCAAAGUCCGCUUAUGCCAGGACUUCCAAGGAAUCAGAUUUUUCCUCAGAACUCUUAAGACCUUGCUGAGGGACUCUUCAGGUAAAGGAAUAUUCAUUUUCACACCUGUGUGGAUCGUUCUGCUUUGUGGGAAUGCUGCUGCAGGUGGUGCCGUUGUAUUUUUGCCUCCGUUUGACGCUGGCUUCCCAGGAAGAAGCAAAGCUCACACGUUUAUCACAGAGUCUGUACCAGUCGGCGCAGGCCCCAGAGGAAGCCAUCUUUGCCGAAACGUUUGAUUCAGGUCCACUGGACAGGAGGUGGGUCCUGUCCAAGGCAUUAAAAGAGGGAGAAGAGGAUGUGCUCAAAUAUGAUGGGGAGUGGGCCUUGGAAGAGCCUGUGGAAAACUCAGACAUGCAUGGGAACAGAGGCCUGGUUCUGAAGUCCCCAGGCCGACACCAUGCUAUUUCUGCCUACCUUCGUGCUCCCCAUUACUUCAGGGACAGGCCCCUUAUUCUGCAGUAUGAGGUCUUGUUCCAGAAUACCGUUGGCUGUGGAGGGGCCUACAUCAAACUGCUCUCUCAUUCCAGUCAGCUUCGUCUGAGCCACUUCAACAAUGCCACUCCCUACUCCAUCAUGUUUGGUCCUGACAAAUGUGGGAGCAGCCACAAGGUCCAUUUCAUUGUCUGUGAUGGUGAUCCACUGACUGGACUGCACCAGGAGAGACAUGUCCGGCAACCAGAUGCUGAUCUGAAGGAAUACUUCUCUGACCAACGGCCUCAUCUGUACACACUACGUUUGUACCCUGACCACAGCUACGAAAUUCUUAUUGACCUAUCACUGAUUAGUAAAGGCAGCCUUCUGGAAGACACGGAUCCUCCUCUAGUUCCCCCAGCAGAAAUUUCUGACCCCAGUGAUAAGAAACCUGAAGACUGGGAUGACCGACCCCUUAUCCCAGACCCUACGGCAACCAAACCCCUAGACUGGGACGAAAACGCUCCAGCCCUCAUUCCUGACCCCUCGGCACAGAGACCUCCCGGGUGGCUGGUGGAGGAGCUUCCCUUCAUCCCUGACCCUCAGGCAGAGCGUCCACAUGACUGGGAUGAGGACAUGGAUGGGAAAUGGGAGGCGCCUCUGAUUUCGAACCCAGCAUGCUCACAGGUUAUUGGCUGUGGCCCAUGGAGCCCACCCAUGAUCUCUAACCCCUCCUACAAGGGGAAAUGGAGGCCCCCAAUGAUAAAGAACCCCAACUAUCAGGGGCAAUGGUAUCCUCGCACUAUCCCAAAUCCUGCAUUUUCUGAUGCCCCCCCACCAUUCCAGAUAAGGCCUGUGGCUGCAGUGGGAUUGGAGCUGUGGUCUGUGACGGGGGGUGUGCUUUUUGACAACAUCCUGCUGUGUGAUGACCCAGAGGUGGCCCGCCGCUGGACUGAGGACACCUGGGGACAGAGACGGACUCCAGGAUUGGUACUACAACUUUUGAUGGCUGCACACAAGCGUCCCUGGUUAUGGGGAGUGUACGUCUUCAGCGUGGGUCUGCCUAUCAUCCUCUUCAUCAGCGUUAUGUGGCCAGACAAGCGAUUUGGACCUCCUGACAUGGAGUAUUACUACAAGAAGUCAGACGAGCCUCAAGCAGAUGGACCUCAGGACUCAGAAGGACCCACCAAUCUGACAGAUGGCUCUCAGGACCCAGAAGGAUCCACCAAUCUGGCUAAUAUAACUGAUGGAACUGGAGACCUUACAGGACCCAGGAGAAGGGAGAACAAGAAGCCCCAGAAGUCAGACCUGGAGCUCAAGAUUGGGAAAUGACUUGGAACUAAAAGACACAGAGGGGGAGGAAAUUCAUUUCAAGGCACUGCAGUCCAGCCCCAAGAUUUCCACUUGGAACUGAGAUCACAUGUACUGUAUACAACCUGUAAGAGUUCUGUAAUGUUGGGGCUGAAGUAGGGCAUAGUACCAUACUGAGAGAAUAAAAUCCAGAAUAACUGUAUUGACCCCUGUUCUGUUUAUAGCCACAGUUGAAUUGAAAUAUGGUUUUAGUCACCAGAACAACUUGAACUUUAACCAAGAUUGAUGGCAACAGCCCAGAUUGCUUCAUGCUCCAGCUUGCACCUGACAGGAUGCUGGGUGCUGGGUACUGGGGGGGGGGGGAGUCUUUACAGUGAAGUUAGCUGAAGUGUAGGCAAGCAAAUCAAACUUAUUUAGUAUUUUGUUAUCCUGGUAUUCAGUUCAUCCUGCACUGCACAUUUAUUCUCUUCAGAAGCAUUGCACAGCUUCUGUCUCCAUCGGGCCCCCUCCAGGGUAACCGGCAACUCAGCCACACUUUUUUCACUUCCUUCUGUUGUUAUAUGGGACGGUCAAAACUGGGACCCGAGUUGAGCAAUUUGCCCUGUUUUCUGACGGAUCUUGCACCACAAGUUAGCCGCUUGUGGAGUUGCACUGUAUCAGAUGUCCUGGUUCUACAGGGCAGAGCAUUAAAACUGUCUCCACUUUUCUCUCAGAAAAUCCAGCCACAGAAAAGUUGUGAGACAAGGCAUUACACAACUUUUCAUAUAAUGAUAUUCACAUCUGUCCUUCUGCAUUAUCUCCUGCUGUUAGGCUAAUAUUGCUACAAUGAAGAAAUAAAAAUACUGGUUAAAAACUAGAUUGCAAAAUUUUAUUCGAGUGGUCGAGUCCUUACCAACGUGGUGUUGCUCCAUUGCUGUACUUUCCUUGUCAUUUUUAUCACAGACGUUAAACUGCCUGUUUAUGACACUCGGUAUGUUUUUUAAACAUAAUAGUCAACCAUUCCUGUUUAAACUAUCAAUGCUCAGUAAGGGCCCAGUGUUGAAAUUGAGCUCUGCCUGUUCAUAUGUGCAACCGGUACUGCCUACGGCAUUGUAUUAGUGCUUAAUUGUACUUGUCCCAAACGAAUUAAAAAGAAUAUAUCAGACGCUGAAAA
Molecule: messenger RNA, 2926 nt
Organism: Anguilla rostrata (American eel)
Lineage: Eukaryota; Metazoa; Chordata; Actinopteri; Anguilliformes; Anguillidae
Product: calnexin-like
Exons: 14
Coding region: 145-1794 (549 amino acids)
Biological process (GO): protein folding
Cellular component (GO): endoplasmic reticulum; endoplasmic reticulum membrane
Molecular function (GO): calcium ion binding
Source: RefSeq, a predicted model, not a curated record